CUGCCGGUCCCGUCCCCGCCGCGCCGGGCGCGAAGUUUUCAGGACGUUAAGAGCUGCAGGAGUGUAAGGGGAAUACUUGCUAAACUCUGCCUCCUCUAUUAUUUAUGUCCGAGCAUGAUUUAUGAGGAAUCAAAGAUGAACUUGGAGCAGGAGAGGCCUUUUGUCUGCAGUGCCCCAGGCUGCUCACAGCGUUUUCCAACAGAGGAUCAUCUGAUGAUUCACAGGCACAAACAUGAAAUGACUUUGAAGUUUCCUUCAAUAAAAACAGAUAAUAUGUUAUCAGAUCAGACUCCCACACCAACGCGCUUUCUGAAGAACUGCGAGGAAGUCGGCCUCUUCAACGACAUCGACUGCUCCCUGGAGCACGAGUUCAGGAAGGCACAAGAAGAAGAGAACAACAAAAGGAAUAUCUCCAUGCAUAACACAGUUGGAGGAGCAAUGGCAGGGCCUGGGUCCCACCAGCUGACAAACACAAGGAUGCCAAACCACGACACCAGCGUUGUGAUUCAGCAAGCCAUGCCGUCUCCACAGUCCAGUUCCGUCAUUACGCAAGCGCCUUCCACAAAUCGGCAGAUUGGGCCUGUCCCAGGUUCUCUGUCUUCACUACUGCACCUACACAACCGACAAAGACAGCCCAUGCCUGCCUCUAUGCCUGGCACCCUGCCCAACCCCACCAUGCCAGGAUCUUCUGCUGUACUCAUGCCUAUGGAGCGACAAAUGUCAAUGAACUCCAACAUCAUGGGGAUGCAAGGGCCGAACCUCAAUAAUCCGUGUGCUUCACCUCAAGUUCCCCCAAUGCAUUCAGAAGCCAAAAUGAGAUUGAAGGCAGCACUGACUCAUCAUCCUGCCGCCAUGUCGAACGGGAAUAUGAACACCAUGGGCCACAUGAUGGAAAUGAUGAGCUCGCGACAGGACCAGACACCACACCAUCAUAUGCACUCACAUCCUCAUCAGCACCAGACACUGCAACCUCAUCAUUCAUACCCACAUCAGCACCAGCAUCCGGCACACCAUCCUCAUCCUCAGCCUCAUCACCAGCAGAACCAUCCCCACCACCACUCCCACUCGCACCUUCACGCACACCCGGCACACCACCAGACCUCGCCGCACCCACCGCUGCACUCGGGCGGGCAAGCACAGGUUUCGCCGGCGGCGCAGCAGAUGCAGCCCACGCAGACGGUACAGCCACCACAGCCGACUGGAGGUCGCCGGAGGAGGGUGGUGGAUGAAGACCCAGAUGAGAGGAGGCGGAAAUUUCUGGAAAGGAACCGAGCUGCUGCCACGCGCUGCAGACAGAAGAGGAAGGUCUGGGUGAUGUCAUUGGAAAAGAAAGCAGAAGAGCUCACCCAGACAAACAUGCAGCUUCAGAACGAGGUUUCCAUGCUGAAAAAUGAGGUAGCACAGCUGAAACAGUUAUUGUUAACACAUAAAGACUGUCCGAUAACAGCUAUGCAGAAAGAAUCACAAGGAUAUCUAAGUCCCGAGAGCAGUCCUCCUGCAAGCCCGGUCCCAGCUUGCUCCCAGCAGCAAGUCAUCCAGCACAACACCAUAACGACCUCCUCCUCCGUCAGUGACGUCGUGGGAAGCUCCACUCUCACCCAGCUUGCCAGCCACAGAACAGACAUCAACCCCAUCCUUUAAAAGUGGUUGAUCAGAAACUGCUGGGGGAGUGUGGUACCGUAUCAAAGCGUCCUCUCUGCUAAGGACAUUUGCAACCGUAACUCAAGCCUGGAAGAUUCCUCAGUUCUUGAAAGACUCUGGCUAUUCAUUUUUAUAGUUAUUAAAAUGUCUUUUAUACUUAGUUACAUGAAAGGGAGUUACGCAAUUAAUAUUCUAUCAGCUUGAGAAAUGCUUUGGUGCUUUCUCCAUUUUUUUGGUACCAGUUACUUGUUUAUAAACCUAACUGUUUCUGUACAUAGUCAUGUUUCCUUCUCACCAGUCUAGCCUGCAGCCUCAGAAAUACAAAGUUGUGUUAAACUGCAGCUUGUUAGCCAAUGUGAGGCAUGAAAAGUACUAAACAGAGUCAAACAUAGGUAACUAGGAGUAAUUAGGCUAUAAAUAUAGACCGAGGGCAUCUGCUGACAGCACAAUAAAAAAGAGUUAGCGUUGUGCUAUCAGCAGACUGCGUCUCGCAUUCAGAGUCUCUUUCAGAGCAGUUAUAUAGGAUGUGGCUUCAGGACAAAAUCAAGCCCAAAUAGCAUGCUCUUUUGUCUAGCCCCCCCCCGCCCCCCUUCUCCUCUUUCCCCUACCCUGGCCUUUUUCUCCUCCAGUUAUUCUCACACCUUCCUUUUCCCUUCCCUUUUCAUUUUCCAGCUGUUUUUUUCCUUGCUUCUUUUUUUUUUUCAUUCCAAGAUUUUCUUGCUUCCCUCUUUUUUCUCAAAGAAUGGUAAUGAACAAGAAAACUUCAAGCCCACCUAAAAACUGUCGGCACGGCUGCUGCUUUCACUAGCUCUUCACCCACAGUUGGGCUGCGCCAAGCAUUUGGCUUUUGAAAACUACAAAUGCUCCUGAUUUAGUGUUUUUAAUAAAUAGGGAAAGGUGAAAACAGCAAAGCUGCAGGUGAAGCAGGAUGGUGAGCCAGCUGGGUUGAUGCUAGCAGCCCUGUAAGCUUCUGUGAUGCAGUAGAGGCAUAGCGAGCAACACCUGAGAGUCACAGCAAUUUUUUGCACUGCCAGUCAUUAAUGCAGAAAAAUCCAUGUAGUAUAUAAUAAUUCGGAAAAGUUCUGUUCCCUAACCUGGUUACGUUGUUCUAGCAAUGAAAGCUAAGCGCCUCAGGCUUCAUGGGCUAUAAAUGAGAAAUAAAUCAGUGUAAUGGUUCUGACCAGUUGGAAAAAUGCCAUUUUUAAUUCCCAGGGAAAGACCUGGUCUCUGCAGGCAUCCCUUUAAACUUUCACGGACUGAUCCCAAGCUGGCAGAUAGUGUAGCUUCACUGACUUUAAUGGCACUUAACACCCGCUUACCACGGGUAAGGAAUUGUUCUUUAGGACGCUAAAUAAUUUUUAGGAGGCACGCAGCGGCUAAAAAAUGCUGCAAGAAUGCCAAGUCCCACACUUGGGAUAAAAUACAGUCCUGCAGAGAGGGUCUGGAAAAGAGCCUUAUGCUACAAUUAAGGUUUUUGUUUGGACUCUGAGCCUGCCCCUCAGCACAACUGAUUUGCAUCCCCGAGUGGUCCCAGUGAUUGAUGGGAAAAUCAGACAGAGAUGAUGCCAGUUAAUUAUGCUGCCUUGCUGUAGACUGGGACCUGAUUUUGCUCUCAAAUCUGUCCGAGGCAAAACCUCCUGCUGCUCACCCAGGGAGCAAGCUCCAUGAUGGUGAAAAAUGUUCAAACAUUUUGAGCUACAUGUUCAAGAGCAAAAUUCACAUUAAUCCCAGCAAAUCCUCUAGCCCCGAACACACUUUGUUCUGAAGCAAAACUCUCUUCCUCAAAAACUGUGUCUUUAGUCUUUGGAGAAGUCAUGAGUUUUUAAAGGGUGAGUCUUCUCCAUGCAGGAGGGAGAGUGAAACAACUGAAGUGUAAGGAGGUUCUGUAAGGAGCAGUGCCUGUCUGGAAGGGAAAGCAAAUUUCUGAGCAUCAGUCAUUGCUGAAUUAGUUCUUAUCUUGGUGACUAACUUUUUAUCAGUAUCCUUUUCUUUAACAGCUUGCUUUCCAUUUAUGCAAAUACAUUCAAAAGAAGAAGAUUUUUAAUGUACAGUGUAAAUCUUGACUUGAUUAUAUAGUCUAAGAACCAAAAAAAAAAAUUAUGAAAAAAUACAAAUGUAAAGGAUUUUCUAUUAUAUUUUAGACAAACAUAUACUUUUAAAGUGUUUUAAAUACUGAAACUAUAAUUUUUUUUAAUCUCCAGUUGUAAUGGCUAAAUGGUUUUGCUUCAUCAUGGCUCCCAAGAGAACUUUUUUCAAAUAUGCAGUCGAGAGAAAUGUUCCAGCUGAGUAUCCACUAUGUGAAAAACCUAAAUAAGCAUUUCCCCCACAUCUGAAUUUCAUCAUUCACCAUCUAAAAGGAAAUGCCAUUGCAGGGUUAAUUUAAAAAACUUUACCUCUAUAUGGGUAGCACUUAAAUACAUUAAAAAAUAAAAAUCAAAGUUGUUGGUAAUAUUAGAAUACCCAGUUGAGCUACACUGCACUAGAAUUACGGUUUAGCUUCAUUUUAUUCAGUCUCCUCAAUUAAAAUAUUUAGCUGUUAAAAUGAAAGCCUCUACAUUAAAAAGGGGAAAAAAAAGGAAAAAAUACAAAAACCUUGCUUAAGUUUUGUUAAAUUCAGCAACUUGACAGUUUGACUGAUGUGUAUUAUAUAUAGCUCAAUUAUUUCUUUUUUUAAUGCUAACUAGGCAAGCCAACCACACAUGUUGGCCUAAAUGUGUAAUUACAAUGAAAUGUCUCCUCUCUAUACUAUUGGCCUUUAGGUAUAAUCCUUGCUAGUGAUGUGGAAAUAAGUAAAGGAUGAAAAGCUAUUUGCUAUUGCUUCUUGUAACUCUGCCGCAGGUUCACAGGCCAAGACAACAUGCAGCAUAUUUAUAUCGGCUCUAUCAUUGGGAAAAGGACCAACCAUACCAGGCACCUUAUAUUAUUCAUCAGAUUUGCUUCCACAUUAAAAUGCUCUUGUUUUCCAGGGGAGUGAUCCUGCAGCCUUUCCUCAAGCUGCUGGUCCAACCAGGCACUGGAGGCUGCCUGAGCAAGGGCUGCGGGAGAAGCCCCGGCCCUGUCUCCAGGAUGUCCCUCUGCCAUGUGGUCAGUGGCAGCAGCCUCUUCCUAAGCACGUCACUCUAAAUGUGCUUCCUGGGCUCUUUCCAUCAAGGAGGAAUCCUGCUUUUCCACAAGCUGCUUCUGGAGACUGCUCCACUUUCCUCUUGCCCGACCAGUCCAGCCUGUUGCCAGGCUCACUAGGCUCUGUGCCCUAUCCCACUGCCAGUGAAGGACAACUCUGACCACUUCCAUCAUCCACUCCCAAGAGCACUUGCAGGAUGGUGAGCCUUGGCCAGUGCCUUGUUCAGGAGGACGUGUUACCAUACCAUAGACAGCAUCUCGUGGGUCUGACCUUGGAAGUAGGUUGGAAAUCUCAGCCAUGGAGAACUGCAAUACUUUGAUCAGAAAGAAAUGAUGCUGCAAUCAGCUCUGGCACCCCCAGCGCGCCUUCCCCAAGUCAAUUUAUGCAAGCCAUAUUCAUAAUGCUGCCUGUGGGAGACAAGUAGUUUGUGUGCUAUCAUGGUGUGUUUUAUAAGGAUAACAACGAUGAUGAUGAUGAUUUAUGGAGAAUUUCAUGCUGUUGGGAGGUAAUUCCUGCUAUGAAGCUAAAUUCUGCUGCCCAUAUUCUGAAUAGUGGAAAGUCAAUGGUUCAGUGCCUCAGUGCGUGUGGAUUUAGUGUUAAUGACUCAGUCCUGUUAACUAACAAGCCAGCUGUAACUGUUGUUAAAUGCCCAACUUUUGAGGAUUCAUAUUUUUUUAAGCAACAAUAUUUAGUGUUGAAGACUAGCCUUUUAGUUUAGGCAAAAUGUGCUUUUUAGCAGCUAAUACCUUUUUUAAAAAAAAAGCGUAUAGAGUGAAUUUAUAAAAAUUCAUGAGGACCAAAGCAAUUUUAAAACAGGAAUCUAUUAAUUUAGUAUUCACAUAGAAUUUUAUAAAGUAUUUAUUAAUAAAUGUUAUUUUAACACAUUCCAUUUGAACAGUAUUCUUGUACAGAAUCUGUUUGUUGUUUUUUUUUUUAGAGUUACAAUAUUAGUUUUGCAAUACACUACUCUAGGUGUGUGUGCAUCUUAAUCUUUGAGGGUCUCAAGCAGAAGUCAUCCAUCUAAGAUGGAACAGUUUGCUGAGGUCAGUUGUACAGAAAUUCCUAGAAUUAAAUGUUUUCCUUAAAGCAGCAUCUGCUUUUUUUUUUUUUUUUUUUUUUUUUU
Molecule: messenger RNA, 5885 nt
Organism: Zonotrichia leucophrys gambelii
Lineage: Eukaryota; Metazoa; Chordata; Aves; Passeriformes; Passerellidae
Gene: CREB5
Product: cAMP responsive element binding protein 5
Exons: 12
Coding region: 115-1641 (508 amino acids)
Biological process (GO): regulation of transcription by RNA polymerase II
Molecular function (GO): cAMP response element binding; DNA-binding transcription factor activity, RNA polymerase II-specific
Source: RefSeq, a predicted model, not a curated record